Molecule: messenger RNA, 1044 nt
Organism: Exophiala mesophila
Lineage: Eukaryota; Fungi; Ascomycota; Eurotiomycetes; Chaetothyriales; Herpotrichiellaceae
Exons: 2
Coding region: 393-701 (102 amino acids)
Biological process (GO): intra-Golgi vesicle-mediated transport
Source: RefSeq, a predicted model, not a curated record
CUGUGGCUGAGCGCAGUCUGCAACAAACGACAAUUGAUGCCACUCCCGUCCUAUAUUCCUUGACCUUGCAUCUAAAUCAAAGCACACCACCACGCAGGGAAAUACAAGAUCACUCACCAUUCAGAACAGCUUCAGGACCUUUGACAGAUUACCCUCGUCCCUCCUAUCGGCUCAUUCGACCCUGCAGACAUACUACCGUCCUCAUUCAUCAUCGACGGGACCAAGAUCAACGUCACACUCACACUCGCGCUCACGAUUCUCUCUUCUACCAGAACACGGUUGCAAAGAAUCAGUCACGCCCACCUCUCUAAAUUCUUCUACGCGCUCGCCUCAUCUUCAGCCUCCCCGUCUCGUCUCUCCUCCCCUCCAAUCCCACCCGACAAUCCUCCACCAUGUCGGACGCCUAUGCCCGCGAAGAACAAAACAACGCGCUCCUCGCCUCCCUGUCACAAAAAACCUCUGCUCUCAAACACAUCACGCUCGACAUCUACGACAAUGCGCGCAGUCAGGAUACGCUCGACAACACCAAUGAGGUGUUUAGCAAUAUGAGCACUACUAUCAGAGGCAGUGCUGGACGACUCACGAGAAUGGCUAGGCAGGGUGAUAAAGUGGCGGUGUUGAAGUUGGCAGGAGGGCUGGUGGUGGUGAUUUUGUUGUUGUAUUGGGUUGGUGGUUGGAUCUGGGGGUUGUUGUUUGGCUGAUUUGAUUCAAUCAAUAUGGAAUAUCCUGGAACUUUUGUCGGUCGUCAUGUCAUCGGCGAGGAACGAUUCGGGACGAAACUAGGUGGAUGUGGUGACAAUCGAGCAGCAGCAGCAGCAAGUUUAUGUACGUUUAUUCAGCCGGGCGUUGGGCGUCUCGCAAGAGUGUCUGUUCUGUUUUCGUGGUGUAUCAUGCCAGGACGAAGUAAGAUGAAGUGUAUAGCGAAGGAAUGACAUGGAAACACGAAAAGAACCACAGGAAGCUUCGAUUUAUUACAAAACGGCCUCUGUUGUCGUUUUCCUAUUUCCUUUUAUUUUUGGUUUGGCAUAUUAUCUAAGAUUCUCG